AUGGAUGAACCUCAAAAACUUUCGCAAAGACAAAAGAAUUCUUUUUUAUCUCACACAUCAGUAUCAAAAGAGGAUAGAUAUAUUUUGAUUGACAUAGUAUUAGUUGUUGUUGUUACAGAGACUACUGGUUCGAAAGAUAUCUACCUACCUACAACCAUGUCACUCAACAAUGAUUGGAAGAAAGAGUUGUACAAAGCAUCGAGAACAACCAUCAUCAACAUAUCAAACGACACUGAUUAUAUAUUACAAAGAGUCUAUGUUAAAUUACAACAAGGUUUAUUGCGAAUAUUUCCUCCUGAAAUCAUUGCACCAAAUAGUAAAAUAGAAUUUGCAUCAGAGAGUAAUGCAUUUGUAACAGGUACAAAGGGUAGUGUCAUCUAUUUGUUGUUACCUCCUUCGAUAGCUCCUUUGCACUCGAGUAGUAUACAAUCAUUGUCUAAUCUAAUUGGAAUGAAGUUGUGGGAACCAUUCUUGUACGUCACUGUCGAAUGGUCAAACCCGUACUGGACGACACACAGCUGCUCGAUAUCAGCGUCACCACAAAACAUCAUCGAAACCAAAUACUAUCUAUCACACGAAGAGAUCAAUCGUCAAAUACACUCUGAAGUAAAGACAACUAUCAAAAGUAACAAUAUCAACUUUAAAUUAAACCAAAAACAAAUUGUAUUAUUGAAUCAUCCUCAACCUUCUUCUUCUUCUUCCUCUUCAUCCUCCUCAUCCUCUUCAUCUUCAUCAACGUCACAAAUAACUCCUGGAGGUCCCAAUUCAUCAUCUCCUUCUCCUUCUGCUGCACCCAACACACCAACAUCACCUAAAACUAUAAAUACUAAACGUGAGAAUCAAACGUCAAAUAAUACAACAACACCUUCUUCAAAUAAUAAUAAUAAUAAUGGUUCUAUUAGACAUUCAACAUCAUCAUUAACAUCAAAUUCUUCUACAACUUCAACUACAACACCAACAUCACCAUCAUCAUUGGUAUCACUCAGUAGUACAUUGUCAUUCUUUUCAUCGUUGUCAAAUUCACCGAUACGAGGAGAAUCGAUAUCGGGUGGAAAGGAUUCGUUCCCAUUCCCAUGGAACAAUUCAGAUAGUGGUGCUUCAAAGGAUAGUUGGAAACAUGCUGUAAGACGUGGAACUAGAGGUCAGUUUGUGACAGUUAUCAACCGUACGACGAGACUUUGGAUACGUAGAGAUUACUCAUUGGAGCAUGGUAAUUGGUACGAGCUGCCACCCGAGGGUAUUCCUCCAGGAGCAACCAUUGAAUUUGGUACCGCUGCAAGUGGUAUUUGUACAGGCACAAAUGGAAGUGUAAAUUAUUAUUCAAAUGGACUCAAAGGUGACAUCAAACUGACAUUUAAUAACCCAUUCAUUGGCGAAAACACAUUCUCUUCGCAUUGUCCUCCUCAAUAUACCAUUGAAAAACAUGCGAUCCCUGGAACCACAUCAACCGUCGUUUUUGUCAUUACUGAUCAAAAUCAACAACAACAUCAACAACAACAACAACAACAACAGUCUCAACAAUCACAAUCUUCUCAACAAAAUCCAAAUAAUAAUAAUAGUUCAAGUAAUUUAUCAAAUAGUUUAAUAAUAAGAGAUUAUCAACAAAAUAGUGUACCACCACCACAAAAUACAUUUAGAAUGAUAUCAUUGAACCUUGGAUUAUUGGUAAACUCUACCAAUUAUAGUUUAGAGGAUCGUGUGACCAAUGUAGCCAAUAUGUUGAUCAACAUGUCUGAAAAGUAUGACAUUAUAUGUUUGCAAGAGGUGUUUAAUCAACAGGCAAAAGAAAAGUUUACAAAGAUUCUUAGGUCGUGUUACAGUUAUAUCAUUGACAAGUCUGGUGAAGACAGUGGAUUGUAUUUUGCUAGUACAUUCCCAAUCUUGUGGAGUGAUUUUAGACUAUUUAACGAGGGUAUUGGUUUGGAUGUACACUCUAGCAAGGGUAUUCAAGCUGUUAAACUCGACACUUCAUCCAUCAAGGAAAACUCGAUACUCUAUGUAUUCAAUGCACACCUUCAAUCAAAUCCCAUCGAGGGAUCAGUAGCUUGGCAAAUGGUAUCGGGUGACGAUAAAUUGAAAAAAGCUCAAACUGUUAGAACGCUUCAACUUCAAUCCAUUCGUGAUUUCAUUUCAACAGAAUUAUAUAAUAAUCAACAAAACAAGAAUAAUAAUAAUAAUAGUAGUAAUCAUAGUAGUAGCGGUAACGGUGGUAAUGGUGGUGGACAAAAGAAAUCGAUUGGAUUAAUACUGUGUGGUGAUAUGAAUAUUAUUGGAGAGAAUGAACAAAUCAUAUCGGAUGAGGGUAGUAUAGUACUCUCUCAAAUCAUUCCUAGUUUUGCUCGAAAGAUCAAUACAAAGGAGAUUACGGCAACUUUUUCACGACAGUUGAUGGCUCGUAUACAAGACAAUAACAUUCCCAUCAGAUAUCUUGGUAUUCUUCGUCAACAGGUCAAUAUUCCUCGUAUGAAGAGUUUGAUUCUCACCGAGAUGAUUUCAUAUAUUAUUAAAAAAGAGAUCAACGACCUUCUCAGCCAACGACACAACCAUCAACUAAAGAACCAACAACAAGAGAGUAGCGAUGAAAUCACAUACAAGAGCAUUGUACUAGAAACUCUCAACAAGGUGUUCCACUAUGAUUUGAAGCAAUCGACAGAUUAUUGGACCAACACUCUCAAGAGAAAGUUAAAGUUGGAGUUUGUCAGUGCUCUGACCGAGCUUGAAGAGAUGGAUUUUGUCGAUCUCAGAUCACACGUUAUCAAUCUUCAAUUGGUAACAUCAUUAAAGACAACGUUGGAAAUGACACUACAAACCAAAGCUAUCUAUCAAUUGGUUAAAGGAUCAAAAUUCAACUCUAAUAUUGCCGCUCCACUCAUUGUGGCAAGUGACAUUGAAGAAUUGAUUCUACCACCUCUUACCAGUUACUGGGGUAUUGAAAAUAAUUCAGAUAUUUAUUAUAUUAGUCAACAUCAACAAGCUAAAUUGGAUCAAUUACAAAAAGAAAAGGAUCAACAACCUUCUUCUCCACAACAUCAAUCUUCUUCUUCCUCUUCCUCUUCACUUGGUUUAUCAUUGUCACCACAAUCUCUAGGAGGAUUAGAUGAUACCUCUAGUGGUAUCGGUAGUACAAGUAAUGGUGGCGUUGGUGGUGGUAAUCAAAAGAUUAAAAUCUUACUCAAACCAACCGAAGAGUAUGAUUCACUUCAAAUGAUUCUUGGACAUCCAGUCGAUUUGUUUAGAAUUGCCAAUCCUCAUCAACCAGGUUACACCAUUCAUCAAUCACUCAAUCAACUAGUACCAACUGCAGGGGUCAAAGAACGUGUCGAUUACAUAUUUAGUUUUAAUUCUCAUUUUGGUGACGAUGAAGGUAGAAAUCCACUCCUUUAUCUCAACUGUCUCGAAUCCACAGUCAUUCCAAUGGGAUCAACUCCACAAACACGUUUAUCCGAUCAUUUUGCUGUAGAUUGUUUGAUCAAACUUGAGGAUGCUCCUAAAAUCCCUCUUGGAUCACCAACCCUAACAAGCAAGAAACAAACUUCUUCUAAUUCUCUUCAUAUGAGAAGUUCUUCUCGUGGCUAA
This is a messenger RNA of Cavenderia fasciculata, 3576 nucleotides long. RefSeq names its product endonuclease/exonuclease/phosphatase domain-containing protein. The transcript has 4 exons. The record is from RefSeq and is a predicted model, not a curated record. Gene Ontology annotation, molecular function: sphingomyelin phosphodiesterase activity. The coding region runs from base 1 to 3576 and encodes 1191 amino acids. NCBI's taxonomy places the organism in Eukaryota, Evosea, Eumycetozoa, Acytosteliales, Cavenderiaceae. Gene Ontology annotation, cellular component: cytoplasm.